GAGACUGACUCAGGAAUAGGGAAAGUGGUGGGGACAGCCUGAGUGCAGGACUGUGAAGGGGAAAGGCAGGCGUCUUCCUUGCUAUGGCUGCAACAAAGGCACUUCUGAUGCUGGAAAACUUCAUAGAUGGAAAGUUUUUACCUUGUAACUCGUACAUAGAUUCUUAUGACCCAUCGACAGGGGAGGUGUAUUGCAGAGUGCCAGAUAGCGGAAAAGAAGAGAUUGAAGCUGCAGUCGAGGCUGCCAGAAGAGCCUUUCCCGGCUGGUCAUCCCGGAGUCCCCAGGAGCGAGCGCAGGUCCUCAACAAGCUGGCAGAUUUGCUAGAGCAGUCCCUGGAGGAGCUGGCCCAGGCGGAAUCUAAAGACCAAGGGAAAACCUUAGCACUGGCAAGAACCAUGGACAUUCCCCGGUCUGUACAGAACUUCCGGUUCUUUGCUUCCUCCAUCCUGCACCACACGUCAGAGUGCACGCAGAUGGACCACCUGGGCUGUAUGCACUACACCGUGCGGACCCCUGUGGGAAUCGCUGGUUUGAUCAGUCCUUGGAAUUUGCCACUCUGCUUGCUGACCUGGAAGAUAGCUCCGGCGAUGGCUGCAGGGAAUACCGUGAUAGCCAAGCCCAGCGAGCUGACCUCAGUGACCGCGUGGAUGUUGUGUAAACUCCUGGAUAAAGCAGGUGUUCCACCAGGUGUGGUCAAUAUCGUGUUUGGAACGGGGCCCAGGGUCGGGGAGGCCCUGGUGUCCCAUCCAGAGGUGCCGCUCAUCUCCUUCACGGGGAGCCAGCCCACGGCGGAGCGGAUCACCCAGCUCAGUGCUCCCCACUGCAAGAAGCUCUCCCUGGAGCUGGGGGGCAAGAAUCCCGCCAUCAUCUUUGAGGACGCCAACCUGGACGAGUGCAUUCCGGCCACCGUCAGGUCCAGCUUCGCUAACCAGGGUGAAAUCUGCCUCUGUACCAGCAGGAUCUUUGUCCAGAAGAGCAUCUAUAGUGAAUUUUUGAAGAGAUUUGUAGAAGCUACCAGAAAGUGGAAAGUCGGCAUUCCCUCUGAUCCAUCGGCCAGCAUGGGUGCUCUGAUAAGUAAAGCACAUUUGGAGAAAGUCAGAAGCUAUGUCAAGAAAGCUCUUUCCGAAGGCGCCCGAAUUCAGUGCGGGGAGGGUGUGGAUAAGUUGCACCUCCCCGCCAGGAAUCAGGCAGGCUAUUUUAUGCUUCCCACGGUGAUAACAGACAUUAAGGAUGAAUCCUGCUGCAUGAAGGAAGAGAUAUUUGGUCCAGUGACGUGUGUCACCCCCUUCGAUAGCGAAGAGGAAGUGAUUCAAAGAGCCAACAACGUUAAAUAUGGGCUGGCAGCCACUGUGUGGUCAAGAGACGUGGGGCGCGUCCACCGCGUGGCUAAGAAGCUGCAGUCGGGCUUGGUCUGGACCAACUGCUGGCUCAUCAGAGAGCUGAACCUUCCUUUCGGGGGGAUGAAGAGUUCUGGGAUAGGUAGAGAGGGAGUUAAGGAUUCUUACGACUUCUUCACUGAAAUCAAAACCAUCACUGUUAAACACUGACCUUUGCCCAUGGUGAAGCCCUUAUGGUCAAUGCCUGGCUGCAGAAAUCGGUUGCCCAGUGUGGUGAACUGAAAUAUUAGCAUGAAUUCUAGCCAUGUUGUGACUUGGCAGAAGCUUAUCUCUAGCCUAUCCUUAGUAGUUAGUAAUUUUACCUGCUGGUGAAGAGAUGCUGUUUAUGUUCAAUAUGGACUCAGAAAAGGAAAGACUUCUGAAUAGGAAGGCACAACAAGAAAGCCAAACAAUCGCUAGGUUCCUCCCAAGUAUGUCUUUAUAAUAUUUUUUUCCAUCAUCGUGAUAGAAUUCUUGGGAACUGCCAGAUAAUCAGAUAUUUUCAUCUGCAAGUAUAUGGUAAAAAAAAUCUACAAAGCCAAAGAGAAAUGAAUAACCAUAAUUUCUUAGCUUUGGGGAGAUUGUGGAGAUGGUCUCCUCAUCCAUUAACCACUAGCAUGGCCAGUUGAUAAUUGAUUGGACCUUAUUAUGUAAGGGGACAGUGGAUGUCCUUGGAAUUUGUCAGGGGAGACCUAUAUGGUAGGCUCUGCUAAAUAUAUCUGUACAAGGACAAAGAAAAUAACUACCACUUUUUGGAGAAAACUUGGAACCAGAAGAGAAAAUAGUUUAAUCCAUUCCUACUGUCAAGUCUGAUCAAUUCCAGUUCUUUGUGUCUGCACUUAAUGAUGCUUACAACUUACUAAACCUGAAAGAAGAAUAAAUGUUAAGCAAAUUUA
Molecule: messenger RNA, 2272 nt
Organism: Lemur catta (Ring-tailed lemur)
Lineage: Eukaryota; Metazoa; Chordata; Mammalia; Primates; Lemuridae
Gene: ALDH8A1
Product: aldehyde dehydrogenase 8 family member A1
Exons: 7
Coding region: 84-1547 (487 amino acids)
Biological process (GO): retinoic acid metabolic process
Molecular function (GO): retinal dehydrogenase (NAD+) activity
Source: RefSeq, a predicted model, not a curated record